Messenger RNA from Daldinia vernicosa, 2529 nucleotides. RefSeq lists its product as uncharacterized. The transcript is spliced from 2 exons. NCBI's taxonomy places the organism in Eukaryota, Fungi, Ascomycota, Sordariomycetes, Xylariales, Hypoxylaceae. Bases 1 to 2529 code for a protein of 842 amino acids. The record is from RefSeq and is a predicted model, not a curated record.
AUGGAAUCCUUCUCUCUCGCUGCACAGCACGCAGGUGCUAUCAACCAUGUGCACAUCAUCCGCCUCGAUCCGACUACCGCGGCUGCGCUACGCGAGCUACGCAUCAUAGUGACGGUCGCCGUUGCUGGCUGGAAGGGGAGUCCACAUCGUCGACCGAAAAUUACUCAUCCAUCGGCAAUCCCAAAUGAGCAGCUCUCCCAACGAGCCACCGAAGCAUUAUUUCGCCCACCAUUACUAGAACCUUCGGUUGGAGAACGACAACGGCAACGCAGGAUUAGUCGAAAGAAAAAUGGCGUCCGAGUUAGCAGGCGUCUUCCCUCGCGAGGAACGGGGGAAUCUACGAGUGGCGGUAAACAGUAUUCGUUAAUACAAGCCCCCGAGUUCACAGAGGACCAUCCAUAUUGGGGUACCCUACGACAAUCGCAAAUACCCAAUAUGAAACCCAAGACGGCAACCUCAAUUGAAAACAGGCAGCUCUGUAGGGAUCGCACUCAAGCCCAAAUUGUUGAUAGUAGAAAUUAUUCAACUAAAAAGACGGAGCAUAGUAGCCAGAUUGCCGGUGGCCUACGGCGGAGGGGUAUGAGUACUGCAGCGCGGAAUCGAGGAAAGGCCCGAGAGAAAAGAUUUGGCCUUGCAGAUCCUCUCGUCUGGGAUGCAAUUAAUAGAUCACUAGUCCAGCAACGACAGUUAUCAACCUUAGUCAUACCAGAAGAGGAAGCGGUAGAGCAUUUUCAGUCGUCAGAAAUCCCUUCUCGAACUUCAAGCCAGCGCAAGGCCUUGAAUCGAUUUACAAGACAACUUGAGAAGUACGCAGAUGCCGCCGGAGCAGCUGGCAAGGCUCCGGUUAUGACGCCCACCGAUUCUGACUCGAAGAUGUCAUAUCAUACUGUCCAGCCCCUCUUACCAUAUCAGAAGGAAUUUCAAGCAGCUGGCCUUGCCGUAACAUCCGCAGAACAGAGCCGCAGGCCUCUGAUAAAACAUAGAAGCAAUGAAAAGCUUAUAAGUAGUUCGGCUAAGUACGUUGAAGCCUCUGUUCAAGUAGAUGGAGAAUUUGAUGGACAAGAUGAUGCCUUGAGCGAGCAAUCAGGCUCGAGCUCUGGGUCGUAUGUCGAGUUCACCCCAGCGGGUAAUCCGAUCGAGGCAUUACCAAGCCCAAAAUCCAAACCGAAGCGGAGAGGAAGCAUCUUGCCAUGGUUGAGAAAGAAGUCGCCAGCCAGGGAAAGCUACAGCAGCAGUCGAGUCAAGCCGCAAUAUACACGUCAACCCACCAAGGAUAACCAGGUUAGCCACCGGGUAAAGACUAUAGAUUCUCAGCAGGCACGGCAUAACCAUUCUUCUCUCAGCCCUGGGACCCGCCCGUCUGGAUUGCGUCGUGCGGCUGCAUCGAAACCGAUUGCGUCCCCUACACGUCGUGAGCCAUCUGGUCGAAAGUUAUCGUGGGUCGGAGUUAAGCGCGGUGACCAUGCACGAUAUUCGGGAUCAAUGGCUCCACGAGCUGUUCCAGAACCCGGGACGAUGCAACCAUUAGCACAUACUGGUCUACGCAAGCGGGAUGUGGCCAUGGCUCGUCUCCCUCUCCCCGAAACCAUCGAAGAAGAAAAGGAAACACUGCCGACUCGCGUACACCAGGAAAAGAUUCGGGUAUAUCCCCGCCCUGAAACCAUCAGAGAAGGAAAGGAAACAUCGCCGACUCGUGUACAUCAGGAAGAGAUUCGGAUAUAUCCUCCCCCUGAAACCAUCAAAGAAGGAAAGGAAAAAUCGCCGGCUCACAUAGGCCAGGAAAAGAUUCAGCUAUAUCCCCUCGCUAGAUCAAAAAAUACUCCAGUUCCCGUCACCAAAAUGAGUCAUCGUAAUCGUAGCGUGUCGCCACGGACAUCUCCUUCCACAGUUCCUUCGCUGCCAUCUGCGGCGCGGUAUGCUGUUAGCCGGACUUCCUCUUUAGAGCGGGCGUUGGAUGAAGUCUCUCAGAAGCUCGAGAAGUUGGAGCAGGAAGCCGAUAAAUCGACUCAGUUAUACAGCCGCCCUCCAACUUUGGUAGAUAAGACGAAUCAGAAGCGACACUCACCUCGUCGCUCUAAUUAUUACGCUUCCGGGAUUACUCCCACACGCCGGCCUAGAUUAAACGAAGAGAUCCUCUUCGUAAACCGGAAGAUGCCACCCAUUAAAUCGCCCAAGUCGAUGCCAAAGAAGCAGUCACCGUCCUUACCUGAGCCUACUCGGGAGCCACCCGCUCCACCGCCGAAACAGCCAACAUCCCAUUCCUCAAAGGAAAAGACGCUACCUACGAUACCUCAGACCGGGGACAUUUUAAAGGAUUUGGACGUAUUCUUCGAUUACGAGGACGCAAAUAUCAGCGACAGAGACGUCAUCAAGGGUCUUCAAGUAGCUAUACACGCGGCAGCCGAUAAUGCGUAUGAUUCGCUGAUACGGACAAAAACUGGAUUGAGGAUUCGACGGUUUCUAGCGGAUCUAAGAGCGGUCGGUGAAAUGCAAGACGAAGACCCAGUCGGUCGGUGUGCUAAAGAGUGA